Molecule: messenger RNA, 1297 nt
Organism: Scheffersomyces amazonensis
Lineage: Eukaryota; Fungi; Ascomycota; Pichiomycetes; Serinales; Debaryomycetaceae
Exons: 1
Coding region: 70-1200 (376 amino acids)
Cellular component (GO): nucleus
Source: RefSeq, a predicted model, not a curated record
GUGAAAAUCGAAAAAUAUUGACUUUAGUUAAUUUGUUUAGUAGUAAUAAUAAUAGUGACGAAUUUUACAAUGACAAGUUCAGAGGAAAUUGAAGUAAAGAAUCAAAUUGAACCUUCUAUAGAACAAUCUGGAGUCGGUGAAACUUUAGAUACAUCGAUAACAGAUGGAGAACCUAAAUUUGAAUGUAAGUGGAAAGGGUGUGAAUCAAAUACAUUUAAUUCUUUAUCUAAUUUAGUAGGACAUCUCAAUUCUACUCAUUUAAAUAAUGGAACUCCUUCUUUAAUACGACACACAUGUCUUUGGGAAGGAUGUCCUAGAUAUUCUAUGGAACAACCAUCAAGAUUUGCUCUUAUAUCACAUUGUCGAACUCAUACUGGAGAAAAGCCAUAUUUUUGUCCAGUACCUGAAUGUGAAAAACAUUUUACAAGAUCGGAUGCAUUAGCUAAACAUGUUAAGAGUGUUCAUGAUUUACAUUCAUUAAAAGAUUCUUUAAAAGAAUUCAAUGAAAAAAUUACGAAAAAUGAAAUACCUCAUUUCAUAUCUCCUUUAACUGAAUCAGAAUUUCUUAAAUUAAUUGAACUGGAUAUGGAUUUAAAAAAUCCAUGGUGGUUUUCUAAUAAUUUCUUAAAAGUAUUAAGAGGUGAUUCAUUAAAUGGUGAACCACCAAAUAAGAAAGUAAAGAUUGGUUCACUUUAUAAUGUUCCUUAUGAUUUUAAACAACAUAAAGUGGCUGUAUUAAGAUAUAAGAAAUAUUUAGGAGGUUCAGGUGAUGAAGUAGUGGAUAUUAAAGAUGAUAAUGAAAAUGAAUUAAAUUUAAUUCAAAAACAGCAAAAACAAGAAAAGUCAAAGGUCGAAUUUGAAAAUUCUAAUCUCCUUCAUGGAUCGAUUGCUUUAUUAUCUAAACAAUUGAAAGGUCAAAAGGAAUUAACGAUACCAAAAGACGUAGAAGAUGCCAAGAGUCUUGAAGAAUUGAAGUCCUUAUAUAACGACUUUGUCAAUAAAUUGCAUACAGCUAAUAAAAUUAACGAUAUUGUCAGUCGGAACUUAUCUACAGCUCUCAAAGAAAAAAGGAAGUUAUGGUUGAUUAAUCAACACUUAAUUGACUGUAACCUUGAACUAGGUUUACCACCAGAAAAGAGUAGUAUACCACAACGAGUUGUAAGAGAUAAGAUAGAUGAUGAAUUGUUAAGAGAAUUAUGAAUGUUACUUAGAAUGUGUACUUAUAAUCCAGCUAAAUAUUCUUACUUAGACAGCCAUAUAGUAAUUAGUAUCGAGUAAAAUAAACAUAAAGAAAAGU